AUGGGAGUCUCCGGCGUUGCCAUAGCCAUGGUAUGGACCAACAUCAACCUAUUCCUCUUCCUCUCCUCCUUCGUCUACUUCUCCAGUGUCUACGAAGACUCAUGGGUCCCACCCAACUCUGACUGCCUCUGUGGCUGGUCCUCCUUACUUGCACUUGCGGUUCCCACCUGCAUCUCUGUCUGUCUCGAUUGGUGGUGGUACGAACUCAUGAUAAUCCUUUGCGCGCUUCUCCUCAACCCCGAAGCCACCAUUGCUUCCAUGGGAUAUACACAGUUCACAACAACGCCAACAACCUUCCAAAUGCAUCAAUCCAUGCACAAACGUUUACAUGCUUCUGGAAACGAAUCAAUGCGAGGGAGGAACGAAUGUAGCUGUGGGGAACCAAAUAACGCACCCACGAACCUUUACACGCUCAUAACAUGCUCAACCAAUGACUGCAACCGGAUACAACAUAGAGUAGAACCGAAUACGACGCAUUCUUCAAAUCCCAUAAUCGCUGGAACCGAAUACAACACGCACAGAACCGAAUACAACGCUAUGUGCAAUUUCUUGUAA
This is a messenger RNA of Vigna radiata var. radiata (mung bean), 555 nucleotides long. RefSeq names its product protein DETOXIFICATION 48-like. Gene Ontology annotation, molecular function: transmembrane transporter activity. The record is from RefSeq and is a predicted model, not a curated record. Gene Ontology annotation, cellular component: membrane. The transcript has a single exon. NCBI's taxonomy places the organism in Eukaryota, Viridiplantae, Streptophyta, Magnoliopsida, Fabales, Fabaceae. Bases 1 to 555 code for a protein of 184 amino acids.